This is a messenger RNA of Kluyveromyces lactis, 1155 nucleotides long. It is a transcript of the gene SFA1, whose product is annotated as bifunctional alcohol dehydrogenase/S-(hydroxymethyl)glutathione dehydrogenase. Gene Ontology annotation, biological process: formaldehyde catabolic process. Bases 1 to 1155 code for a protein of 384 amino acids. Gene Ontology annotation, molecular function: S-(hydroxymethyl)glutathione dehydrogenase [NAD(P)+] activity; zinc ion binding. Lineage: Eukaryota; Fungi; Ascomycota; Saccharomycetes; Saccharomycetales; Saccharomycetaceae. The record is from RefSeq and is a predicted model, not a curated record. The transcript has a single exon. Gene Ontology annotation, cellular component: cytosol.
AUGACUUCUGCUACUGCUGGUAAACCUAUUGAGUGUGUUGCUGCUGUUGCCUAUGAAGCUGGCAAGCCUUUAACUGUGGAGAAAAUUAUCGUUGAUGCUCCAAAGGCCCAUGAAGUGCGUGUUCAAGUGACUCAUACAGCUGUAUGUCACACUGAUGCUUACACUCUGUCUGGUGUCGAUCCAGAAGGUGCGUUCCCAAGUAUCUUGGGUCAUGAGGGUGCUGGUAUCGUUGAAUCGGUUGGUGACGGAGUCACCAACGUUAAGGUCGGUGAUCACGUGGUCUUAUUGUAUACUGCGGAAUGUGGUAAGUGUAAGUUCUGUAAGAGUAACAAGACCAACUUGUGUGGUUCUGUGAGGGCCACCCAGGGUAAAGGUGUGAUGCCAGAUGGUACCACUCGUUUCCAUAAUUUGAAGGGUGAACCUUUGUUGCAUUUCAUGGGUUGCUCCACUUUCUCACAGUAUACCGUUGUUGCAGAUGUUUCAUUGGUGACAAUUGAUCCAAGUGCUCCGUUAUCCAGCGUGUGUUUGUUGGGUUGUGGUGUCACCACUGGUUAUGGUGCUGCUGUUAAGACUGCUAACGUUCAAGAAGGCGAUACCGUUGCUGUGUUUGGUGCUGGUACUGUUGGUUUGUCAGUGGUUCAAGGUGCCAAAUCCAGAGGUGCUUCCAAGAUCAUCGUUGUCGAUGUCAACGAUCAAAAGAAGCAAUGGUCUAUGGAUUUUGGUGCGACUGGUUUCGUUAACCCACUGAAGGACUUGAAAGAGGGAGAAACUAUCGUUUCAAAAUUGAUUGAUAUGACCGAUGGUGGGUUGGAUUUCACCUUCGAUUGUACCGGUAACGUUAAAGUGAUGAGAGAUGCUUUGGAAGCAUGUCAUAAAGGUUGGGGUCAAUCAAUCAUUAUCGGUGUCGCUGCAGCUGGUGAGGAAAUUUCUACUAGACCUUUCCAAUUGAUCACCGGUAGAGUGUGGAAGGGUUCUGCAUUUGGUGGUAUCAAGGGUAGAUCAGAGAUGGGUCAAUUGGUGACUAGUUACCAAAAGGGUGAUUUGAAAGUCGACGAUUUCAUUACUCACAAAAGACCGUUCACUGAAAUCAACAACGCCUUUGAAGAUUUGCAUCAUGGUGACUGUUUGAGAACAGUUCUAGACUUGGCUAACUGA